AUGGUCCUGAGGGAACUCGACCCAGACGAUGCCUUACAGCUUUCCCUCGCUCUUCAAUUCCAAUACAGCAACGGAUCGACUUGCCGAGAUAAAUUCCUCUUCAACCACAUCGAAAUCAUCCAGCGUAUGCGGCGCACCAACAUGCUACGCAACACAUCUUUCUCCACGACAAUGAAUUCCGAUGGUGUUGGGAGCCGGAUUCAGUCAGGCCUCUGCCCUCUCCAGGCAUCAUACCUUCCACCGAAUCGAGCAUACCACCAGCUGAUACACGAGCCCUCCUUCACCUCGUCGUCCAACGCCAAAAAUGGAGAAGAAAAGACCGAACACCUUUGUUUCAUCCGAUACCCUUUGCUGUUCCGAUCUCUGGCCUUCCGCGAUGGUGUGGAUGCGCCUCUAGAACGCUCGAGAAUAGCCGUGAAACUCGCUGCUGGGUCUAAUGUGACAUAUGCGCAGCUCCUGCAGACUCCUCCGAAUGAAUGGCGACCAAGACCACCAAUCACCGUCGAAUUUGCGACGAUAAGCAUAACACUGCAUUCCAAGAACAGGCGCUGA
Molecule: messenger RNA, 552 nt
Organism: Ramularia collo-cygni
Lineage: Eukaryota; Fungi; Ascomycota; Dothideomycetes; Mycosphaerellales; Mycosphaerellaceae
Exons: 1
Coding region: 1-552 (183 amino acids)
Source: RefSeq, a predicted model, not a curated record